GUGGCGUGCGCCGCACCGUGGAGCCGUAGAUUUUGUGUGCGUGUGUCAAAAAAAAUCUAUUGAAUAGUGUUAAUUAAAUUUAAUUAAAUAGUCGAGGGGGAUUAUUGAAACUUGGAGUAACUGUGUGCUUUACUGUGCAAGGCAUUGUGAGUGAUUUAAGUUGUAUUUUCAGUUGGCAACCUCGCGCCAAUUUGUUUAUAAAAAAUAAUUUAAAAAAAAUAAAAUUCAUCAUUUUAAGAGUGAAAACUGUGGAAUUCGACAAAUUGGGAUAAAUUUUUCUAAAUAAUCUAGAUGAACGUGAAGAGAGUGUGUGAUAUUAGGGAGCAUAGAAAAUGGAUAAAAUAGAGUUACUGGGCGGUGCCUGCUUCAGUCAUGGCCCAUACACAUUUUACAAAGCCGUGAGAAUCGGCAAUGGACGUGUUCUGCGUCUCGGUAGUUUCUUUCUAACAAAAUUAUGGACCGAUGCCGAUUUAGUUAGUAUCGGUGAAUUACAGCUGCUCUGGAUAGAUAGCAGGGGCUCAAAUCAGCCAUUAGCAUCGUUGAGGCUCUACUUCCUGCCUGAAAAUACUCCGGAUGGACGACGUGAUACUCACGGCGAGGACGAAGUUCUAACAAUAUCAGAAAAAGUGGUAGUUCGAGUUCAUGACCUUGUGACAUGGUUGGCACCAUCUCUGGAGUGGUCAUGGGGUCGCGAGGUAUCCUUUCCAAUGAGGCCCGGUGUGUCGACCGAAAAAAUAGAAGAAAAAUAUCAACAGCAGCCGCAAGUUCUCACGGACCCCGGCAUCGAUUUUUCGGACGUGGAGAAACAACAGAAGGACAUGGAGAACAGCGGAAAUAAUGGAAAGAAGAGUGAGGAGGUCGUACAAACCAGAGUCGUUGUACUGUCAUAUCCGAGGUACUGCAGGUAUCGAGCACUAUUGAGGAGGCUCGAGGGUGCUGAACCGGCCUGGCUCUGCUCGUCGAUCGCUGCAGCACUCGGAGGAUUUACUGCAUUACCUGGCACCAGGGUACUAUUCUGUAGGGACACUUUUGAUUAUCCCGAUUUGGAGACCCAUGAAUUACUGUGCAAUCAUUUAGCUCCCAAAUUGAAAGGCCGACCCCGAAGAAAGCGUAAAAAGCGCAGUGCUUCACCAGGCGAAUCAAGCAAUGAGAGUGAGGCUUCAGUGGCUUCGACUUCACGAAGUUCAACGUCGAAUUCAAACUCGUUGGCUAAGGGGCCCUCAAGUACUGUUCGACGAAGCGAACGGAAGGCCAGUGUUGAGGAGAAAAAAUUUCUCGCUGAUGUACAGAACUUCAUGAGCUCACGUGGAACUCCAGUUACAAAAAUGCCAUUGCUUGGAUACAGACAGAUUGAUUUGUACGUAUUCUACACAAAAGUCCAGAAACUGGGUGGAUACGAUUCAGUGAGUGCUGGACGUUUGUGGAAAUCUAUUUACGACGAUAUGGGUGGUCAUACUGGAUCAACGAGUGCAGCGACAAUAACACGUCGACAUUAUGAAAGACUUCUCCUACCGUACGAGAGGCACCAGAAAGGUUCAGAGACCAAAGUCAGACCAGCUGGAAGGAGAACGAAAUCCACAUCAGACGAGCCGACUGUUGUAAAAUCCGAAGCGACGCCUUCCCCACCUCGCACCCCUUCCUCAACGCCUCCAAUGCAAAAGCUCUUCUCAACAAUGUCACAGUUGCCAGACGGUGACAAACCAAAGACUGAGGUUAAGACUUCUUCCCUACGUAGUGUUCGAGUGAAGCCAGAACGCCUAAAAUCUCUCAACACAAUAAUUUCGUCGAUGCCCUCGUCGAGUCCUCCAACUCCUCCACCCUCAUCGAAUGCCUCAAAUACCUCAUCGACUAGUAUAACUCCAUCGACAACACCAACGGAAAGCCAGAGUGUUUUAGAAAGACAAUUGAAUAGUCCACUUGUCAACAAUCAGCAGUCGCCUCCAACGCCACCAGCCCCACCACAUCAAAUCUCUCAGAACCCAAGUACGGUUGUGACCCUCACCCCACCACCGGAAAAAGAUUUGAAAGAAUUGAAAUUAGAGAGCCAAAAUGCGAAACAAACGACUCUGCUGGCUCAGGGUAAAGAGAACAUUCCUCUCUUCGGUGAGAGAGCCCAAUUCAUCACAACCGAGAGGAUCAAUCCCCCAAAAUCUCCAGAAGUCAUUGAUCUCGAACUGGAGAGUGACUCGAGUCGUGAUAAAAUUGUUAUUCCAUCGUUCAAGAAGAGAAAACUGGAGAUAUUGAGGGAGGGAGGACUCGAAGUGACAGCUGUGGAGUUGGACUCGAGGCCAAGUGUCAUUCAAGCAACGAUAACACCGGUGAUAGUGCCCAUUAUUCCAAAACGAGACGACGAAAUAUCAUCUCCAACAAAGCCAACUAACAGUACUGUACCAAAGUUGAUUUCUGUCACAGUGACACCUGAUAUUGGCCACAUGCUGCCAUCACCUGGUGACACCGAGCCCCCAGUGCGACCUUCAAAGACUCACAACAAUAAUAACUCGAGUGUCAGCAACAACAACAACAACAGAGUCAUCAAUCUUGGAGCAUCAAAUAAUUCCAACCUUCUCCAGAUUUACGCCAAUGCUGGCUCAGUGCCGACAUCUCCAAUAUCUCCAGGGAGGUUUAACAGCUCUGGUGAAAGGAUUUUACCCCCAAAAGUCACUCAGUCCAAGUCAAUCUUCGGCUACACCGAGCGAAUGGUUUAUGGAAAUCCAAAGGACAUUUUGGCUCAUCAGAAGUAUCAACAAGCAGCUGUGGCUCCACCUCCUACUGCAAUUAUAAAUCAUGCUGGUGGUGUCUUGGAUCUUACUGCAAAGCAAUUGGACAAGAGUCAGUCAUUCAGCAGACCAAAUUUGGAGAUUGUUCGGGUUCCCGUUGUCCCCAGGCCAAAUCCCAUGAAUCUGGAGUUGAAGUCUGUGACGAUUAAAGAAAAAAUAUCCGAGCCCUCGAGGAAGAGUCCCUUCAAUUAUCCAAUGCUUGAUAGCCGCACAAUGGCGUCUAAUAAUCUUGAGAUAACCCUGGUGAGUCCAAAAGUCAAGCCACAAGCGCAACUACCUAGUCCAGUGAGAAAUGGCAAUUCCAUUUCGACCGUGAAUAAUGUUAAUUUGAAUCUGCAAAAUCAGAGGAUGAGAAUGCAGAAUGGAAAAUUAUCGGUGAGACCGGUUGAGAGCCUUUCACCGUACUCAUCGAGGAAGCCAGCUGGUCAACAGGUGAUUCCUAAUAUUCCAAAUCUCAAUCAUCUUGCUGCUUAUCCAGUGAGGGGGCUCAAUCCUCAUCAAAUGGCUGCUGAAAAGAGAAAGAGUGAGACCAGAGAUCAACAAUUGAGCAUUGAAAAUGCUCAGAAAGCCCAGCGACAAGACCGACGACACAGUAUGCCUAAUAUCUCGUCUGGAUUUGCCCCAAGUGUUCCACCGAAUUCUGGUUAUGUCAGUCAACUGCCAAAUACUGGAAAGUAUCUGCCAGGGGGUAUGGGCAUGCUGGAUCCUGUAUAUUAUUCGGCCAUUUGCAGUGGACUCUUCCCACCACCGGCUAUGUCACCAGCUAGUCCCUAUCUGUCACCUGAAUUUAAUGCUUAUUAUAAGGAACUACUUGGGGGACAAGCGAGGGUGCCACCGAUGGGGCAGCCCACCAUUCCCACAUCCAAAUAAGCCAUUAAGGGAAAAAAACCUCGAGAGGGCAGUGUAUUAUUAUGUGCAAUCAAGACUCGGAUUAUCCACAAAGCUCUUCGGAUUUAUGGAUUGGCAAAAAACUCUCCAUAUUUGAAAGAUAGGCAUCAUGAAAUAUCCCACUUCAUUUCGUUCAUUUUUUCAAGACUCAAUUUUCUACUGUUCAAUUUCACUCAGCAUUAUUUUUAUAAAUUCUCCCUAUUUUAAUCGACCCUCAUCUCUGCUUUCAUGGCGAUAAUUCUGUUCACGGUUGAAAUUAUCUUGUGCACGAUGCACUAUUCAUUAUCGUUUAGGUAAGAGGAGCAAAGCUCCAAGGUUGAAAAUAUUUGAGAAUCUGUUGGAGAACGGUAAUUAUUCAAUUGAUACCAAACAUUGUAAAAGAAACGAACAAGACAAAAUGCACGUGAAGACGAAAAUGUGUAACAGGUGCAGUAAGUUUUUAUAAGGAAAAUUCAUGAUUUUUCAUCCUUGCCUUCUUAUGUAAGCCUGUGAUUGGCGAAUUGAGGAGAUGAGUACUCGUAGUGCCCUCCUCACUCCGCAUUUUUUCCCCUCGUUUCUGUUCUUUGAAACAAUAUUUUUUCUUUUGUUAUUAUUAUUGAAGGAUAUUCUGUUUGCGUGUAUUUUUUAACGAAUGAGAAAAAUCCGAGUGGAUGUUUACGUACCAAAAGAUGUAAAUAAAACUGUAGGCGAGUGGUAUGAAAAAAGUUGAAUAAAAAAAUUUUUAGAUAAUAACUGGUACAAAAAGUCGAUACAUCUUUCAGUACACUGUAGGAGCAAAUGUUAAAUAAUUAUCUUGCAAUACGAGAGUGAAGGAUUUCAACUUUCUUAGGAUAGAUAAAUCUUGCUACUCGUUGCGUUAGGGGAUAACUCAAUGACUUUUUUUUCCAUAACGUUAGAGGAGAGGGGAUUUUUAGUGUGAAAUGUUGAAGUCAACGUGAGUCUCCACGUUUUUUCAUCUGAGUUUCAUCUCCCUACUGGUGUGUGUGUGUGUGUGAGAAGUCUAGAACUCUCAGAAUGCACUUAUUUUCUCCAUUCAAUCGUGGGAAUCGCCAUUGGUUCCUGGUCAAACGAGU
This is a messenger RNA of Diachasma alloeum, 4738 nucleotides long. Its product is annotated as AT-rich interactive domain-containing protein 5B. The coding region runs from base 333 to 3647 and encodes 1104 amino acids. Gene Ontology annotation, cellular component: nucleus. Gene Ontology annotation, molecular function: transcription cis-regulatory region binding. NCBI's taxonomy places the organism in Eukaryota, Metazoa, Arthropoda, Insecta, Hymenoptera, Braconidae. Gene Ontology annotation, biological process: regulation of transcription by RNA polymerase II. The transcript has 6 exons. The record is from RefSeq and is a predicted model, not a curated record.